This is a messenger RNA of Sphenostylis stenocarpa, 1194 nucleotides long. The record is from the annotation of a GenBank genome assembly. Lineage: Eukaryota; Viridiplantae; Streptophyta; Magnoliopsida; Fabales; Fabaceae.
AUGGACCAGCUUCAAUCACCCACCACCAAAGAUGCCCACAAUGCCAAUCCUGAACCUUCCAACUCCAGCAAUGACGAACCACUCUUUGAAGAAUUUGACAGCACCUGCUCUACGCCUUAUGUCAGUGCCCCUUCCAGUCUCGGUCGUGGGCUCCCCGGAUUCUUUUACAGCGCCCCCGCCAGUCCUAUGCACUUCGCCAUAACCGCAGCAUCCUCCUACGACAACACUUCCUCUUCCGCUCCAAUGGGUUACGAGUUCGAAUUUUCCGCCCGGUUUAGCUCAGUCGGUUCAGCGGGCUCAGGUUCCAUGAGCUCUGCAGACGAGUUGUUCCUGAACGGUCAGAUCCGCCCCAUGAAGCUCUCGACUCACCUUGAACGUCCCCAAGUUCUCGCUCCGUUGUUGGAUCUGGAAGGAGAAGAAGAAGAAGAGGAAGAAUCCGAAGCAGUUAGUGUCAGCGUGGUCCGAGGCAGAGAUCUGAGGCUGCGGGACAAGUCUGUUAGGAGGAGAACCAGAUCCAUGUCCCCUCUCCGAAGCAACACCCCUUUGGAGUGGGCAGAGAACGAGGAGGAUCCUGUUAUUUACGGAGAUCACAGCGUUAGCGUGAGCUCGGGGAAGCAAAUCGAUGUUAGUUCGUCCGAAGUGGAGAACAGAAGGGAGAAAGCGGAGGAUAGUCUGGGUGUAGGUUUGGAGACAACUCCCUCGGUCUCAGGUUCGGCUUCGUCCUCUCGCUCCUCUUCAGCUGGUAGAAGCUCGAAGCGUUGGGUAUUCUUAAAGGACUUUCUCCGAAGCAAAAGCGAAGGAAGGAGUAACAACAAGUUCUGGUCCACCAUUUCUUUCUCCCCAACCAAAGACAAGAAACCCGCCACUUCCACUACUCAAACUCAGAAUGCCCCAACAAACAUAAAAAACGGGCCUUCUUCUUCGGAAGCCCCGCAGAAGUCGAAAGGAAGUAGUUCUCAGGCUUGGGCCCGAAGAAUGAGCGGGAAGCCUACCAACGGUGUAGGGAAAAGGCGCGUGCCACCUUCGCCGCACGAGUUGCAUUAUAAAGCGAACCGGGCCCAAUCAGAGGAGUUGAGGAAAAAGACCUUUCUGCCCUACAGGCAGGGUCUGCUUGGGUGCUUGGGCUUUAGUUCGAAGGGUUAUGGUGCCAUGAAUGGCUUCGCUAGAGCCCUAAACCCUGUUUCCUCCAGGUAA